Molecule: messenger RNA, 932 nt
Organism: Annulohypoxylon maeteangense
Lineage: Eukaryota; Fungi; Ascomycota; Sordariomycetes; Xylariales; Hypoxylaceae
Product: histone H4.1
Exons: 3
Coding region: 283-594 (103 amino acids)
Biological process (GO): nucleosome assembly
Cellular component (GO): nucleosome
Molecular function (GO): protein heterodimerization activity; DNA binding; structural constituent of chromatin
Source: RefSeq, a predicted model, not a curated record
GUUUCUGAGGCCGAUUUAAAAAUUAAAAAAUGCCUGUUACUUUCUGAUUUUCUUCAAGUUCCUUGGCCCCGAAAUAGACUAGUACCUUCCCAACCCGCAAUCAGUAACAUCCCCUCUACACCACUUAAAAACCCCCCGUCCCUCUCCCGUUCUCACAACUCUUCCUCUUUUCCUUAUUUAUCGAUCUAUCUAUCUCUACACCGUUAUCAUCAACAAAUACCACAAAAUCAAUCACUUCUCAUCACUAAAACAACACCAAAUUACUACUAAACAUCAGCCAAUAUGACUGGACGCGGCAAGGGAGGCAAGGGUCUUGGAAAGGGUGGCGCCAAGCGUCACCGCAAGAUCUUGCGUGACAACAUCCAGGGUAUUACCAAGCCCGCUAUCCGACGUCUCGCUCGUCGUGGUGGUGUCAAGCGUAUCUCAGCCAUGAUCUACGAAGAGACCCGAGGUGUCCUCAAGUCCUUCCUCGAGGGUGUCAUCCGUGAUGCCGUCACCUACACCGAGCACGCCAAGCGCAAGACCGUCACCUCUCUCGACGUCGUCUACGCUCUGAAGCGACAGGGCCGCACCCUGUACGGUUUCGGUGGUUAAACGCGUAUACUUCUCGUCUUGCAACACUUUGCUGUCCUCGCUAUAUCUAUUCCGUUCGCCGCCUAGCGGUCAAAGUUAGCGGUGCGAAAUAUACGUCAGAAGCAAGUCGGAGCAGAGAGUCUAAAGAAGGUAUACCGCGAUGGACUGGGGAGGAUUGUGACAUUAAAGGGAUUGGCAUGAUACACAACAUUCUGACAACUGGCGUUGGUGGGCUUUCACGUUUAUGGUUUUCAUGGUCUAUGCGAUGACUUUUGAGAUGGCGCCUGAAGAUUAGGUCGCUGAUGACUUGCUACGGCAUUAACUGAAUUUAAUUGCAUCGCUUUACGCUUUGCCAUGAA